Molecule: messenger RNA, 690 nt
Organism: Pleurotus ostreatus (oyster mushroom)
Lineage: Eukaryota; Fungi; Basidiomycota; Agaricomycetes; Agaricales; Pleurotaceae
Exons: 3
Coding region: 1-690 (229 amino acids)
Molecular function (GO): protein binding
Source: RefSeq, a predicted model, not a curated record
AUGGCUUCAGUGCCAACCCCGUCGCAAGGCGAUUCUGCAUCACAAUCUGCAUCACACGAGCCAAAGCUUAAUGCUGAGCAAGAGCAGCAGACUCCGUCGGACCAUGCUCCAGCCAAUCAUGACCAGCCAAUUGCCGCACCUGUGCCCCAGACACCACAGACGUACUUGACUUUUCUUCUGGUGUCGGGGAGGAGGAGGACGAUGUCGUUCGACCCGGAGACUACCAUUGGGAGGGUGAAGGAACUUGUGUGGAAUGCGUGGCCCAGUGAAUGGCAAGACGAACGACCACCAGCGCCGUCUUACUUCCGGAUUCUUCAUCUGGGAAAGAUACUGCUUGAUGACGAUACCCUAACGAAACUAUCAUUACCAACUUCAUUACCGCCGCAAUCACCACAGCCUACCGAUCCCGCUGCUUCAUCCCAAAAGCCUCCACCUGAAGCAGUGUCGUCCCCUGAUCCCGUCCCACACGCCCCCCCUCCCCAUGCAACUAUCGUCCAUUUAUCCAUCCGCGCUUACGCACCGCCCGCGGAUGAUGACUUGAAGAAGGACAAAGGCCGGAAACCCAAGUGGGGCCGGACUCCUACUGCUGCAAGCAAUGCCGUUGAGCGAGGAAGCGGCGAAAGUGCAGUAGCCGUAGUAGAUCCAGAUAGCACUACUCCUCGUGGGUGUUGCGGAUGCAUAAUAUGUUAG